Messenger RNA from Cydia pomonella (codling moth), 2275 nucleotides. Its product is annotated as transmembrane protease serine 11D-like. The transcript has a single exon. Gene Ontology annotation, molecular function: serine-type endopeptidase activity. The record is from RefSeq and is a predicted model, not a curated record. NCBI's taxonomy places the organism in Eukaryota, Metazoa, Arthropoda, Insecta, Lepidoptera, Tortricidae. Bases 1513 to 2247 code for a protein of 244 amino acids. Gene Ontology annotation, biological process: proteolysis.
UAUAUAUAUUUUUUAUAGCACACAAUAGAUAAAAAGAAACAGUGAUUUAAAAUAUAUAUUGCUCUAUUGGCUGUGUGAAUUUAUUAUUCCUCAACAGGACGCUGCGUAAAUAAAUACACGAUUGCACGUUACAAAAAAAAAAACACAAUCACGAAUGAGGCAUGUACCGAAACGUAAAUUUAUUUUGUGAGGUACAUAUAUUUUAGGCUAAUAAGACCUAAUACGUUUAUCGUAACAUAGUAAUCCGGGGAACAAAAUUCAAUAUAGAAAAGCAAGUGAUGUUUUUUUUAAAUAAAUCUUAGUACUUACUAACUGUUGUAUUAUAAGUAAUCAUGCAAAUUGAAUAAAAGUGGUGAGUGAAAAAUAAGUUAAAUUCUAUUGUUAAACUACUUCAAGCGUUAUUGCGUUAAAACAUACUCGUAACUAUGUUUUAUAUAGGUACGAAUACCGCUACACGCACCUCGAGUGCCGCGGUGCUUAAACCAUCACCGUUUUUUGCUGCACGAGUUUACUGACUGGAACAGCACGAAACCAAAUUACUUUUUGAAUUAACCAAUCCGGAACGCGGGUCUACAUCGCGCUAACAAAGUUUUUAAACUUUUAACUAUAUAAGAGUUUUAGUCUGGUGUACUGUCGGGGAGUCCGAUGUUGCUGAGAAGACCGGCCGUGGCGAGGGGCCGGACUAUAUCCUCGCUGUAUUCUCAUAUUUGCAGUAGAGUGGCCUCUGCUUCCGUGUAUCGUUUGUUAAUGUUAAUCUCUUGGGUUUAAGUUAACUGUAUGUAUGCGUUAAGAUAAGGGACCCUCUUCUUUACCGGAUCCGGUCGGCAGCAUAUUUGACUUCCUUUUUUGCUAUUGUCUUUAAGCAGUUUAACUAGCACUUAAGAUUAUAUCUAAAUCUAAUAGAAUAAAAUAAAAACGUUUCAUUUAUUAUGUAUUCCUCAAGCUUUUUCUAGCAUUCCAAUAUAAAAAAAAACAACCGGGCAAGUGCGAGUCGGACUCUCCCACGGAGGGUUCCGUACUUUUUAGUAUUUGUUGUUACAGGGGCAACAGGUAAGUAUACGAGUAAGUAAGUAAGUAAAUAUUCUUUAUUUCACCAACAAUUAUACAUUUUACAUACAUGUAAAACUACAAAUGAAUCACAUCAUCACAUAGUACAUCAUCUGUGAAAAUUUCCACUGUCUAGGUAACUAUCACGGUUCAUGAGAUACCGCCUGGUGACAAACGGACAGACGGAUGAACAGCGGAGUCUUAGGGUCCCUUUUUACCCUUUGAGUACGGAACCCCAAAAAAGACCACCAAAAAUUUGGAUUAAAAAAGGAUUGAUUGAAUAGUAUGUUUAAACAUUUAAGCAAGUAUACAACUUAAAGUCCUAGUGGUUAAAAAAACAUAGAUUAACUGAAUGUUAUCUAUGUUACAGCGAACAUAAAUAACAACAUUCUUUGAAAACAAUACUGCAUGUAUAAUAUUACUAAAAAAAAAAUCCGUUAGUCAUUCUGUGACUGUGGCGCUCGUAUGAGUAGCAAUAUGUUCUGGUUAACAUUUUUUAAUGGUCUAGUAAUAAUAAGUGCAUUAGAAUCUCGAAUUUUCAACGGCAACUUAUUGCGUCCACGAGAGCACGGGUAUCUGGUACAGCUCGAUAUAGAUUCUAUAUACAAGUGCAGUGGUUCAAUUAUCAGUGAAAGAUGGAUUCUUUCCUCCGCACAUUGCUUUUCAUUUACUGUGAAUAUGAUAAACGUCUUUCAGAAGGCUGGGACUGGAAGGAAAAAACACAUAGCAACAGUAAGCUCAGAUAGAAUUAUAAUACAUUCAAAUUAUGUUCACCAUAACAAUGAGGUUGCAAAUAGAGAUAAUGACAUAGCUUUGCUCAAAACUACGAAGGAAAUAAGUUUUAAUGAUAAUAUUUGGGCGAUUAAAGUUGCAAAAAGUUCGCCGAGCAUUGGACAAUCGGCUGUCAUAGCUGGGUACGGGGACAAUGAAUCUAAGCAGCUACUGCCUAAGGAAGGCAUAGUUCGUAUCACGCAGUGCCCUUACAUAAUUGAGCAUUUGCUGUGUUCGUUCGAUAAAGUAAGGGCAGGAAACGCGGACUCUGGAGGAGCGCUGACUUGGCAAGGCAGACUUGUGGGAGUAAUUUCAGCGAGUUGUACUGAGGCUGAUCAAUUGGGUGUAGAAAAUUGUACGACUGUAUAUGCAAAUGUUGCCGCUCAUUAUAAUUGGAUUACUGAUUGGGUGAAGAUAUCAGAUUCAUAAAUAUAAUAAUAAAGUUCGUUUCAUUUUA